AUGGAUUCCCCUUCAGCGCCAUUGAUAGUGUCGCAUAAUGGUGCUUUGGAAGCACCAUCAAAGAAAAAGCCCGGUAAGCCCGUGGUGCCUACCAAAAUGGAGAAAGAGGCGGAUUUGGUGAUGGGAACAAAUAACAGUAGUAUCGUUUCAAAACGGAGCGUCGAGCUUCGAUACCUCCCCCAAUACCAAUUCUUUCGUCCGUUCGUGAAGAAACCGCAGAGAAGGGCCCCAUUAAUCAAUAGAGGGUACUGGCUUAGAAUGCAUGCCAUUGCUGAAACAGUCCGUCAAUUUCUACAAAGCCCAGAUAUGCGACCCAAGUUUGUCCUGAAUCUUGGUUGUGGAUAUGACCCGUUGGCCUUUCAGCUCCUUGAGACCGAGAAAUCGAUAUGUGAUAAUGCGACGUUUGUGGAUAUUGAUUAUGAGAAGUUGAUGGGCAUCAAGACGUCCGUCAUCCAACAAACAGAAGAACUGAAGAGUACACUGGGAGAUAUAAAAGUCUUUCCGGCUCCAAGCCCUGUACUUCUACGAGCUUCGCAUUACGUCGCCGUGGGCUGUGACUUAAAGAACUUGAAAAAACUCGAAGAGGCUUUGAAGGAAGUUCUAGGCCCUUCUCCGGUCUCAAUUCUCUGUAUAGCCGAAGUCUCGCUCACUUAUAUGGAUGUUCAAUCAGCAGAUGCUCUCAUCUCAUGGUUCCCGACGUUAGGCAAAGAUAUACAAUUCUGUGUUCUGGAGCAGUACUUUCCAGAUGGGCCUAAUCACCCCUUUGCGUCUACUAUGAUGAAACACUUCCACAAACUCCAAGCUCCUCUUCAUUCGAUCCACAAGUAUCCGACCAUGUCUUCGCAGGAACAACGAUUUACUUCACAAGGCUGGCGUUAUGCCUCUGCCAGGAGUUUGUGGGACAUUUGGAAGGAUGAUGCAUUUCUUAGCAGAUCUCGACGAAUAGGACUGGACUCUAUAGAACCAUUUGACGAGUGGGAGGAGUUUGCCUUAUUCGCCUCGCAUUACUCUGUUGUAACAGCAUCCACUGUUGAGCGAGAAUCUUCGCCCACAAGCACUAAGAAUGGAGCUCAAAGCGACUUACCGAUAGCUUCAUUGAAGGUGAUAUCCCAUCGCCCAUCUUCCUUUAGAGGCCAUCGGAGAUUCGCUGCCGUGGUUCCAGAUAGUGAUCGAUCCAUAGGCGUCCACGGAGGGCUAGGAAGCCAAUCUCGUCUUUUGUCUACAGAUAUUUAUUAUAGAGGCGAAGAGGGUAUUCAGCCCAACGGCACUUUGCCGGCUUACCAGAUUUCAGCACGCAUGUGCCAUACCAUCACAGGCCUCCGUGAUGGGGACUGUCUCUUAGUUGGAGGUCGUGCAUCGCCUGACGCGGGGUUGAAUGAUUGCUGGAUUCGAAAAGACAAAGUUUGGAAGCCGACGCACUCUUUGCUGUCUCCUCGCUUCCGCCAUUCUGCAGUACGAGUCCAAUUGGAUGACGUUGAAGGUGUGUUGAUACAUGGCGGAAAGAAUAGCAAGGGUGACAUCUUGGAAGACUGGUUGCUCUGGAAUGAGCAAAAAGGAUGGCAGACCGUCAAAGUAGCAGGACAUCCCGAUAUUGCUAGUCGAUUUGGGGCUCAGAUGGUAGCCGUUGGUACGUCGUCCGGUUAUCUAUUCGGAGGCAUGUCCCGGGAUGGAAUGGUUUUCGACGACUUUUGGAAGUGGAGUCUAGAAAUAGGCGAAGAUGGUAUCGCGAUUAUUCAGCUCGCGGAUUUAUCUGAAAAACUACGAAACGCGACAAAUCUAGCAGACUAUGCUGCCGGGAGAUUCGGCGCAACGACGAAUAUUAUCUCCAACAAGCUUCUAGUCAUAGGUGGAAUUGGCAUUAGAGGUGUUCUUCCAGAGACAAUGGAAAUUCUAUGUCUAGACAUUGCAGAGCUUGGUCAAAACGAGUGGAGUUCCUCGAUCUUACAAACUGUCGCUGCUCACUACGAGUCACCGGUAUUACGGCCCCUUCUCGCCGGCCAUAUCUCAGGAACUGUCGAUGAUUCGGUGAUUGUGGCUUCUGGUGGAGUGGUAUGUUUUUCAUUCGGAACGUUCUGGAACAAUUACAUCUGGCAAAUCUGUGAUACUUCCGUGAACGCUCGGGAAGAUUGGAAGUACCUCCAAGUGGCUGAAAAGAGAUCAACACAACCAGAUGCAUCUAAUCAGAAAAUUCCCAUCAGACCGAGUAAGCCAAACGAUAUUAAAAGCAUCCCGCGCAUGACCGUCCAAACAGCCGCAGAUUUCGAGUCUAUUAUGAAUCAAGCAGAACCAGUUGUGAUCACUGGACUGAAAAUAGGAGCAUGCACCGAGAAGUGGUCAAAAGAGUAUCUGGUUGAUACUCUUGGUUCUGACCGUAAGGUCGUGGUCCAUGAGGCCCAGAGUGAUCAUAUGAAUUUUCAGAGGAAAAACUUCUCAUACAAAACCAAAGAGUUUGGCACAUUCAUGGACGAGAUCCACCAUGGAAGCCGACAAUAUCUGAGAUCGAUUUCGAGCGAUCAACCGGCAAAAAAGGCGGCAAGCUUUGAGCAAGAUUUUCCUGAGAUUAAGAGCGAUUUUCUUCUUCCGGCCCAAUUGAAUUUUGUCAGUAAUAAUACUCACAGUUCUCCUUUACGUAUUUCAGGGCCCGUUACGAUGUGGUUACAUUAUGAUGUCAUGGCCAACGUGUACUGCCAGAUUCGCGGGCAGAAAAAGCUGGUAUUAUAUCCCCCAUCAGACGUAGAGUACCUGCAGCUACCGCCCGGGGCAUCAAGCUCCACACUUGACAUCUUCGCCAACAACGGCAAGAUCAAGACAGGACAAAUAGUGUCCAUACCACGUACAUCCCCUCACAAAGCGACACUGGGCCCGGGGGAGAUCUUGUUCAUUCCGCCGCUAUGGUUGCAUGCUGCCACACCUGUGGACGGAGUUAGCAUCGCAGUUAACGUGUUCUUUCGCAAUUUGGAGAAGGGAUAUGCUAUGGGGCGAGAUGUUUAUGCCAAUAGGGAUCUCGAGGCGUAUGAGAAGGGGAGGAACGAGGUGGAGAAGAUUGUGAGAUCUUUUGAUGGGGUUCCGCCUGGCAUUGCUCGUUUCUAUUUAGUGAGACUGGCGGAUGAGCUGAGAGACAAGGCUCGUGUGUGA
Messenger RNA from Talaromyces amestolkiae, 3135 nucleotides. RefSeq lists its product as uncharacterized. The coding region runs from base 1 to 3135 and encodes 1044 amino acids. Gene Ontology annotation, biological process: tRNA methylation; wybutosine biosynthetic process. The transcript has 5 exons. The record is from RefSeq and is a predicted model, not a curated record. Lineage: Eukaryota; Fungi; Ascomycota; Eurotiomycetes; Eurotiales; Trichocomaceae. Gene Ontology annotation, molecular function: protein binding; tRNA methyltransferase activity.